Messenger RNA from Stylonychia lemnae, 1899 nucleotides. The record is from the annotation of a GenBank genome assembly. Lineage: Eukaryota; Ciliophora; Spirotrichea; Sporadotrichida; Oxytrichidae.
AUGUCUAUAAUAGCUGAAAAUUAAGAGCUAAAUGAUAUUUGCUUAGACUUUAUUAGCUUUUUAUUGAGGUACAAUAAAGACCUUGAUUACACAGAUUUUUCAGAUGAUCCAAAUAUUAUCUCAAAAAUUAAAAGAGCAGAGCUAUUCAGAACUUGGUCUGAUGUAGAAGAUUUAGCAAAUUAAAUGGCUGAAAUUCAAAUGAAUCUUAGUGGUUAACAAGUAAAAUAGCUUUUCUCAAUAAUGUUUUAGAAUACUAUUUCAUCUUCUAUUUAAGAAUUGUUCUAGAAAUAUGAAUAAAUGAAGAGAGAAGAGUAACUUAAAAAGUAGGAUUAUUAGAAGGAUCUUUAAAAAAUUAAUAUUGAGUUGUUGAGACUUAAAGAAUAUUCCGCUCCUUUGCCAGCUUAGAAAUAGUAGACAAAGCUCGAUAGUAUGGCUGCUCUUGAUAUGAUAAAUGAAGUUAAGGUUGCAAUGAGUAAACUAAUUGAAAAUAAGAUAAUAGAUCUAGAAUUCAAUCUAAAUAACAAAAUUGUAUACAAUUUCAAUUUAUAAUUUUAGAUCACUAGAAUUGAAAACAUAGAAAGAAACAGUGAUAUGCAUCUAAGAACAGCAUAGAUUUUAGAAAAUAGAUAUACAAUUGAUUCUAGGCGAAUGGACAAGAUUGAAGAGACCAUGCAUGAUUAAAUUAGCAUAAUAGAAAGUAUGAGCAGAAGACAAAAAUCUUUUAUGGAUUCGUAGGAGGAAUUUAAAAAGAAUUUAAUGAUAAGACUUCAAAGACUUGAAAACGAUUUUAUUACUAAAACUUUUGAAGCUCUGGAUGCUAAAUUUGAUUUUUAAUCUUUUGAACACAGCAUAAAAAAGCUUUAAGGAGAUGUUGAUGUCUUUAGAGUUGAGCAUCUCACUUUCAAAGAAAUAGCCUCAGGAAAAAUAGAUAAUCUUGAUACUAUAUUUAAGAAAGUAGCAAACGACAGUUUCAACAAAACAAGGGAAGUAGAAACUCAGCUUGUAGUAUGGAAGGAUGAAGUGCUUAAGGUGACAGAGGACAAUAUUAGAGAUAUUUAGGCUAUGAAUUAAAAAUUAGAUGGAAUUGCAACAGAGGUAAUAGAAAUGAAAAACGAGAAAAGGGCUUUGACAAAUUUGAAGCAAAAGAUUCAUUGGGCAUCAGAUGCAUAAGCCAAAGUAGAGGCAUUAGUUGAAGAAACAAAUAAUCUCUACUCUUUUAUGCAGAAAUUUAUUGAUGAGCAUGCAGUGAAUAAGGCAAAGAAACUAAGAAAUUCUGAUAUUAAUCUAAAGGAAAAGAUGAGCGUCAUGGACUGGCUAUCUAGAAAUGCUGAUUUCUUAUCAGCUGCACCAAUUUAAGAUUGCAUAUUGGCUUUCAAAGAAAUUUACUAAACUGACAAUGCUACUUUAAAAAAUGCAUAUAUUUUUGCCAAGCAUAGCUCUAAUGUUAUCUAAACACUACUUUUGAUACUUGAAUAAGUUGUGGAUCUACCAAAGGAUGAUGAACUGACUCAAAAAGUUACAGUUAUGUUUUCAAUUUUGGAACCUUUGCUUAUCAAUGAUUAGAAUUUGGAAAAAUGUCUAAAUUUUAAUGGAUUCUAACUUAUGCUAAGAUUCAUAACUUCUAAUGUAGUAAUAGAUAAACCACCAGUCUAUAUAAAAUAUUGUGUAAGAUGUAUGACAAGUUGCUUAAGACAUGAAACUGUCAGAGAUGAAGAAAUUCUGGCGAAUGCUUGUAAAAUAUUUAGAAUUUGCAUGAGAGAAGAAUAAAAUUUAGAAUUUGUUGUUACCAAGAGGAAAGAUAUUGGAAAUAUAUUAGUUGAAACUCUUUAAAGUCAUUAAUAUAGCGAAGCAAUCAGCCAAGAGGUUUUAUCAGUAAUUAAUUUAAAAAUUAAUCAAUGA